AUGUUUAAGCUUAAAUAUCUAUUUUCUCGUUACAGGGGGAAUAACCUUACGGGAACAAUCCUGGAUAUCUCGUACAACCAGAUUACUGGGGAAAUUCCUUAUAAUAUUGGUUUCUUGCAAGUGGCCACAUUGUCACUUCAAGGUAACAGGCUUACAGGGAAGAUUCCUGAAGUUAUUGGUCUAAUGCAGGCUCUUGCAGUUCUGGAUUUAAGUGAGAAUGAACUGUUUGGUCCAAUUCCACCAAUACUUAGCAAUCUGUCUUACACAGGGAAAUUGUACUUGCAUGAAAACAAGCUUACCGGAAAAAUUCCCCCAGAACUGGGGAAUAUGUCAAAAGUUAGCUAUUUGCAGCUGAAUGAUAAUGAGCUGGUUGGUGGAAUUCCUGCAGAACUUGGAAAAUUGGAAGAACUGUUUGAAUUUCCCAAGGCAUCGAAACAAGAUGCCUUGGGAAAUUCACUGGAGAACCGGAUUUCACUGGAGAACUGUUCUCCAGUGGAGUUCUGUCUCCCUCCACUCAAACUCUCAUCUCUUUCCUUCUUCGAUACUCUCUAUGCCUCGCUUUCUCUCCCUCUUUGUUCUUUUUGUUUUCCUUGUUCUGGUGAGAGAACUCCACUGGACAACCUGAUUUCACCGGGAAGCCUUUUGCCAGCCCUUCCAAGGAGUUGCUCUACUUCUUCUGUUGGAAAAACCAGGACCAUCAAGCGUUUUGUUUACGAUGAAGGAAGAAAGAGAAGAUGCGGAGUCUCAGAAAUCAUCUGCGGAGAGGAGGCCGAAUAAGAGGCAGUCUUUGGGAGACUGGACACUCUUUUCGGAAGAACCUUCAAGACUUACAAAUUCAAAGCACUUGUGAACCUCUCCAUCUCCCGCCUUGCCAUCCUCAAGAACCAGCGUGGAUUUCCUUUAUUGCGUUUGUUUGAAUACAGGACACCAUUGUACUGUUGCCCUCUGUUUUUUGUUUUUUCGUCCUCUAUUUUUUGUUUUGAUCAACCUUUUUAUUUGUUUGAGUAUAGAGAGGCACUAGCCGUUUUUUAUCACCCCUUUGGACGUGCAUUAUGAUCCACUGACCUUUGUAUCAGAGGCCACCCUAUACAGUGGAAUCCACCACCGUCUUUGCUGUAGAUGGGUCUUGUGCAUGUAGACGUAAGAGGAAUUGAUUUGUUAAAAUUGAAGGGGGU
This is a messenger RNA of Nelumbo nucifera (sacred lotus), 1175 nucleotides long. RefSeq lists its product as uncharacterized. Gene Ontology annotation, molecular function: protein binding. Lineage: Eukaryota; Viridiplantae; Streptophyta; Magnoliopsida; Proteales; Nelumbonaceae. The record is from RefSeq and is a predicted model, not a curated record.